UAGUUUCUUUCGAAGUUCAGCUUGUUAUUUUCACUUUGGUCGUCAUUUGCGAGUCGGGACACCAUCGCUUCCUUCUCUUUCCCCAACCACGAUCAUCCACCAGUCUACGUUUGAUCCACAUCAAGAAAAGGUUAUUAUCAUUAAGGAAAAUAUUGGACUCCGUUGCAAGGGGCAACCGUGACAUCCUGUUCUGGGCCACCAAGACUUCCGGCGUUUCUUCCAUUCGUGUAUAGCCUCCUUUGUUGCGAGCCUGGACAAACAAAGGUCCACUAGCCACUAUGCACAAGCAUUCACUUUCAGUUCCAACUGUACCCGCAUCUGCUCCCACCUCACCUGCCUGUACUCGUCUGAACCGAUCAGAGCGGCUAUUUGCGGCACCAGUAACUCCCCAACGUUUAGUCCGCCCUCAAAAGACUUCGUAUCGAUCGCCAGUUACCCCUGCAAGCAACUUUUCUACACCAUAUACACCAUUGAGCCUCCGUUCAUUCUCGACUGCAUCAAGUUCAACUAUAAACACCCCAGGAUCAGCUUCCAGCUUCAAUAAACGUUACGCCGCAUCUCCUUCUGCUGAAAAUGAUGCAAUUUUUGUGGACAAGAGUCUAGCGGACAUCGCUGAGAAUUGGCGCUCACGUGCCAAUGAGAACGGCAUUAAGGUCUCGAGUGCAAACGACUCUAAUUAUGGUGAUGAUGAAGCCAGCGAUUUGACCCAUUCUGAUAUGAAUUGUACAGGUUUCGUAACCGAGGAAGCACUCCUCCCUCCGCCAUUUCUUGCACUUCAUCGGCGUUCCCAGACGAUCUCCAGUCCAGCACCGCCUUGCGCCCCGCUUUCACCCUAUGCUCUUAGAACUCCCGCACGCCGCGCUCUUGGAGUGCUGAAUACACCGCCACCGAAACCAACAAACGUUAGCCAGUUAAAAUUCAAAGGAAGCUUCACUGAUCCCGCGCACACACGACGGCGCCCUUCAUUUGGCCAGAUGUCCACCGAGCUCUUCGACAUCGACGAAAACGCUUUUGAACCAUAUCCUCAGUCAUUCCCUUCAGCUGAAUCCUUCUCUUUGCACGACCCAUUUUUCGGUUCCGUUCUUCCAACGAUUGCAGAGUGUGUUCAACAGCAUUUUGGCGAGUCGCUUUUCCAGGCAAAUAUGCAGUCCAAUGCCACCGUCACCUCGUCAACAGCCUGCUCUGUCUGCGGUCGUGACGGGGGUCGGUUUGCAAUCCUCAAACCGUGCGAACACCCUCUAUGUUCAGGAUGCCUUACAAGCGCCCUCAACAUUGUCGGCGAAAAAGCCAUGCAGUGUGCUGUUUGCAAGGAGUCCGUCAUAGAUUUCCAACUUCAAAGUCGGCCAUUUGAUGAUAGCUCAAUGGUCUCGUCUUCACCUCAGCAUUUUAAUUUCCCAUCCGCUUUCACUCCACUAGAUGCCAAUGCUUCUCCUUUGCAACGACGUUCUAGCAGAACCAACAGACCUCUUUUACCCAGCUUUGAGCCCAUACCUUUUGCGCCACACAUGGACCAACCUGCUGUCCAUUUUCAACAGGAUUUGCCCCCUCCUAACUUUACCGCAGCCCCUAAGCAACAAAGAGUCGACAAUGUAGUUCUUCGCAUCGACAAUGUGCCUUGGGAUAUAACCCCGCCAGUUAUCAUUGCCUGGCUCAAGCAGCCUGUCGUCCGAGUGCAUGUUUUAUUGGAUCCACGGGGUAAAACUCUCAGUCAUGCAUUUGUCGAACUUGGCACGGAAGAGCAUGCGAGGGCUGCUUUACGUGGCGUGCAAAACUCUGUCCUCGGCAAAGGCAAACGUGCGCGAGGAGUCACCGUCACUCGCAGCUCGCAGGAAGAACUGAUGCGUUCUCUGUUCCCGACAUGGAAAGGCGGUUUCGAGGGCUCUAUACCAUCACUCACUGGUUUGAGGAAUGAUCAGGUUAGGGGGGCGCUCGAGGUGGGAAUCAUGACCGACGCGGAACUCAAGGCCUUGUUGCAUCUUGUGCAGUCGCCUGAUUCACAUUUCCUGAAAGUCGCCUCUCUACCCUUCCAUUUCCUUAUUAGCAUCUUAUCCAAGUUCCCGGUAGACGUUGACGGCAGAGUGUUUUGCACCAACAACCUCCGAGACAACUUGUUUAAUCUGACUUACUCGGCGUUAGGUCUUCUUAUGACAGGGGUGGGGAAUGCGAUAACGGAUGGAUCCCGUUUGUUAGACGAACUUCUUCAAGCUGCGGUAACGUGUCAAGCCUUUGCGCCACAACAAGCCCAGAUGCUUUCCAGCCUAGCGAGACCUUCUAUUCCGCCGUUUGUUCCUGCUUUCCAACUGCCUGGCGGACACUUCCGCGCUGACAGCGGCGUUUUCAUUCGUGACAACGACAUUCCCGCCUCUAGUCCAUACGUCACUCUGUCCGCUCCCAGUCCUCACAGCACUGUGCCUGUUCUCAGCUCUUACAACGACAUUGCCCGGGAGUUUGGCGUUGAUGAAGAUUUGAUUCAAAAACUGGCUCAGAGGCUGAAUGUGCUACGGUAAUACCCGGAUGCCUGCUUCUUCAUUAAUUGCAUCACGACCUACUUGUUCUGGGACUUUACGCCUAAGCAUGAUGUGACUUCAUGAUUAUCUUCUUGUUCCCUCAACGUCUUCCCCUGUUUCUUGAUGAUCGCUAGUCGAUUUCAUAUUUCUCGGGUUUCCGGUGUAUCCUCGAUCUUGCCCCCGCUCUCAUGUCUAGUUACCACACUCGCUAUGGAAUUCCUGCAUUGCUGUCUCUCUCCUUGCAAUCUCUCGGUCUCUUUUGCCCUGUAUUGCUUACUUGACGACUAUCCCAGCACUGCUUUGUAUCGUAGACACAUGCUGGUAGAGCUACCAUUAUCAGAUAUCUGCAUAUUAUUCUUGGCGGUGUCAUGAGCAACCUGUAGCCAACGUGACCUCGUUAUCUUACUGGCACCCUAUCACGUUACUUCCAGUUCAAACACUGACAAACCCCGCUUCUGGUGCCGCGGCACCUUGCAGGCUGC
This is a messenger RNA of Suillus bovinus, 2989 nucleotides long. RefSeq lists its product as uncharacterized. Bases 279 to 2507 code for a protein of 742 amino acids. Gene Ontology annotation, molecular function: RNA binding. Lineage: Eukaryota; Fungi; Basidiomycota; Agaricomycetes; Boletales; Suillaceae. The transcript is spliced from 11 exons. The record is from RefSeq and is a predicted model, not a curated record.